This is a messenger RNA of Lipotes vexillifer (Yangtze River dolphin), 691 nucleotides long. It is a transcript of the gene FABP5, whose product is annotated as fatty acid binding protein 5. NCBI's taxonomy places the organism in Eukaryota, Metazoa, Chordata, Mammalia, Artiodactyla, Lipotidae. The transcript is spliced from 4 exons. Gene Ontology annotation, molecular function: lipid binding. The coding region runs from base 88 to 495 and encodes 135 amino acids. The record is from RefSeq and is a predicted model, not a curated record.
GCCGCGGUGGCCUGGCGUCCGCUCGCCAGGUUCCCCGCGCCCGACCGUCCUUCGCUUUCUCUGCACGCUCGCCCGCCCGCGCCCACCAUGGCCACCAUUCAGCAGCUGGUAGGAAGAUGGUGCUUAGUAGAGAGCAAAGGCUUUGACGAAUACAUGAAGGAAGUAGGAGUGGGGCUAGCUCUGCGAAAAAUGGGUGCAAUAGCCAAACCGGACUGUAUCAUCACUUCCGACGGCAAAAACCUCACCAUAAAAACUGAGACCACUUUGAAAACAACACAGUUUUCCUGCCUCCUGGGAGAGAAUUUUGAAGAGACUACAGCUGAUGGCAGAAAAACUCAGACUGUCUGCAACUUUACAGAUGGCGCAUUGGUUCAACGUCAGGAAUGGGAUGGAAAGGAAAGCAUAAUAACAAGAAAAGUGGAAGACGGAAAAUUAGUGGUGGUAUGUGUCAUGAACAAUGUCACCUGUACUCGGGUCUAUGAAAAAGUAGAGUAAAAAUAUCAUCAUCAUUUUGGAUAGGAGGCUGAGAGGAUGAACAAGCUCAGUUCAAUGAGCAAAUCUCCAUACUGCUUUUUUUUUUCAUUACUGUGUUCAAUUAUGUUUAUCACAAACAUUUUACUUUAGCUAUUUCAAAGUGUUGGUUUAAUUAGGAUCAUCUCUUUGGUUAGUAAAUAAAUCUGUUUGUGCUAUA